AGUUUCUAUUUGUAUAUUCACCUUGAACUUGAAAUACGUGUCAUAAGACUAACCCUAAAUUUAUUAUCUACGAUUAACCUUGCGAAAUAUACAAACAGGCUUAGAAGAAGAUAAUAAAUCAACAAGUUUAAUCAGCUUAUUGAAGAAUUUAAAGUUUUUCUAAUUAAGUAAUAAAUGUUAAAACCAUAAGGUAAAAUCUUACUGAGAGCAAUUAAACUGGAAUUUUAUAGCGUUUUUGGAAAAUUUACAACUGCAUAACCUUCCACAAACAGAUUAUAGUAUCCCAAAGGAAAGGAUGCUGGACUUUGCAAUAUUUGCGGUCACUUUUGUUGUGGCACUAAUUGCAGCUGCCUUUUAUUUAUAUCCUGGAUCGAGAAAAAUUACAACAGUUCCUGGUCCGGAUUCUUCAGAUGAAAAGUAUGGAAACAUUCCAGAUAUUACAAAACAUGGCAGCAUGUUCGAGUUCUUAAAAGCACAACAUAAUAAAUAUGGUAGAAUUAUGUCAUUUUGGUUUUAUGAGCAACUGGUUGUCAGUAUUUACGGACCGGAAUUAUUUAAAGAAUGUUCAGCUUUGUUCGAUCUUCCGAAGAGAUUAUUUUCUCUAUUUCAACCACUUAUCACAGAGCAUUCUAUCAAUUUGACUAAUGGAGCAGAAGCACGAAGACGACAUAAAUUAUAUUCGAAAGUUCUACAGAAUCCAACAGCCUUGCGUAAAUACCUCGAUAUAAUUAAUGAUGAAUGCAGAAGAAAUUCGGAAACAUUAAGGGAGGUACCAGAGGAUGAACAUAUUUCUUUGCUUAAUAGCUCAAUAGUAUUAUCAUCAAGAAUGAGUUAUCGUCUUCUAUUUGGUUUUGAUAAAUCAGCUGAAGAGGGUAGAAGAUUAACGGAAAAUUAUCGAUUCAUAUGGGACUAUUUGGAGAAAUCUCUAUCCCCAAACUUUAUGCAAGAUACUGAACAAUUCGAAAGACGAAAGAACGAAGUUCACGCCGCUGUUAAAAAUUCUCUGGAAAAUAGAGUUGGAAAAGGAGAUGGGUUAUUUGUCGAUGUUUUACUUGAAAAUGUAGAAGAAAAAGAAGUUCAAAUUGCCGAUGCUGUGACAAUGUUAGUUGGCGGUUUACAUACUACUGGUACAACAAUUACUUGGGCUUUAUACUUUCUAAUGACAAAUCCUAGAGUUAAAGAAACCUUAAUGAGGGAGAUAUUUGAUGUUCUUGGAGAUGACCCAAUAGAUUUUGAGAAAUUUAAUCAGCUCACUUAUGUUAAAAACGUUAUUAAAGAAACACUCAGACUGUCUAAAUUAGCAACAUGGUCUGGCAGAAUAUCUAAUGUUGAAAUCACUUUGGGCGGACACAAAAUACCUCCCAAUACACCAAUAAUGAUUGCUAACGCUGUUAGCCAUGAUUCGGAAGAAAUUUGGAAAGAUAAGGAUCAAUUCAUGCCAGAACGAUUUGACGAAAACGUCGAACCAUUUCAAUUUGAACCCUUCGGUUUUGCUGGAAAGCGAAAAUGUCCUGGACAUAAAUUAAGUAUGUUGGAAAUGACUGUGUCUCUUACAACUUUACUAAGAGAUUUCGAAUGGUCUUUAGUUCCUGGACAUGAGAAAGUUGGCUUCAAAUUUGGUCUUGUUACUAUACCAGACAAAGAAAUUUGGGUAACAAUAAAGCCAAGAAAGUAA
Messenger RNA from Dimorphilus gyrociliatus, 1675 nucleotides. NCBI's taxonomy places the organism in Eukaryota, Metazoa, Annelida, Polychaeta, Dinophilidae. The record is from the annotation of a GenBank genome assembly.